GCAAGGUUCCGGUUCAGGCACAACGUGGGUGCCUGUGAUCCUGGGUCGGUAUCAGAGUGCUGGGUGAUGUGGGUCCGGUAGGGGCCGGAUUCUACCAACAUGCAGAUCUCUAAUGUGAAUGAUGUGAAAAUCUAUAAUCUGAGCUGUGGGAAGUCCCUGCCAGAGUGGCUUUCAGAUCGCAAAAAAAGAGCCUUACAGAAGAAAGAUGUGGAUGUCCGGAGAAGGAUAGAACUUAUUCAGGAUUUUGAAAUGCCUGCUGUCAGUACCAACAUUAAAGUCUCGAGAGAUGGGCAAUAUGUUAUGGCCACAGGAACCUACAAGCCUAGAGUCCGUUGUUAUGACACUUACCAGCUUUCUUUGAAGUUUGAACGAUGUUUGGACUCAGAUGUGGUUAAAUUUGACAUUCUUUCCGAGGAUUACUCAAAGGUGGUCUUCCUUCAGUGUGAUCGAUACGUUGAACUUCACUCCCAGCAUGGUCGUUAUUUCAGACUCCGGAUACCCAAAUUUGGCAGGGAUUUUGCUUACCAUUACCCGUCCUGUGACCUUUUCUUUGUAGGGGCAAGUUCUGAGAUUUACCGGUUGAAUUUAGAGCAAGGACGUUACUUGAACUCUCUUCAAACAGAAGCCUCACAAAUUAAUGCUUGUGAUAUCAAUCCAGCACAUCAUUUACUGGCUGUGGGCACAGCAGAGGGUAAAGUUGAAUGCUGGGAUCCAAGGACAAGAAAUAGCGUAGGCGUUCUGGACUGUGCUUUGAGUAGUGUAACGGAAGAUACCGAAAUAGAAGGUUUACCAGCAGUAUCAGCCUUGAAGUUUAGUGGACCGUUGCAUAUGGCCGUUGGCACAUCAACUGGACAGGUUCUGAUUUAUGAUCUCCGCUCCAGUCGUCCAAUGAUUGUAAAGGAUCACCAGUAUGGAUUACCUAUUAAAUCUAUACAGUUUCACGAUCCUUUAGAACUAGUUAUAUCUGCCGACUCGAGGAUUAUCAAGAUGUGGAACAAGAAUACCGGCAAAAUAUUUACUUCAAUUGAACCAGAGGCAGAUGUAAAUGAUGUGUGUAUUUAUCCUGACUCAGGAAUGUUAUUUACUGCAAACGAGGCUCCUAAAAUGAAUGUAUAUUAUAUCCCGGCUUUGGGACCUGCCCCCAAGUGGUGUUCAUUCUUGGACAACUUAACUGAAGAACUGGAAGAGAAUCCAGAAAGCACAGUAUAUGAUGAUUAUAAGUUUGUUACCAGAAAUGAACUCGAAGAUCUUGGACUCGGUCACCUGAUUGGUUCCCAGUUGCUCAGGGCGUACAUGCAUGGCUAUUUCAUUGAUAUACGCUUAUACCACAAGGUGAAAGCUAUGGUCAAUCCAUUUGCUUAUGAGGAAUAUAAACGGGAGAAGAUAAGGCAGAAAAUUGAAGAAACUCGAGCCCAGAGAGUCCAGAUUAAGAAACUGCCUAAGGUGAACAAGGAGCUGGCACUCAAACUGUAUGAGGAAGAGGAUGAAACACAAGCUCUGCAGAAGAAGAAGAAACAGAAAAAAAUGCCCAACAUCCUCAGCGAUGACCGGUUUAAAUCCAUGUUUGAGAACCCUGACUUCCAAGUGGAUGAGCAGAGUGAGGAGUACCGGCUGCUGAACCCACUGGUUUCUAAAAUCAGUGAGAAACGGAAGAAGAAACUAAAAGUAAUGGAGUCCCUGCAAUCCGAGGACCAGGAGGAAGAGGAAGAACAAGAAGGAAGGCCAAGUGAUGCAGAGAGUUCAGAAUCUUCCGACGAUGAAAAGGGAUGGGUCGAGGAGGUCAGGAAACAGCGCAAGCUUCUACGCCAAGAGGAAAAAGACAGGAGGCAGGAAAAGGUGAAGGAGGACUGGCAAACAGCCCUGAAGCCUCAGUUUUAUGAGAUAAAAGCCGGGGAGGAGUUCCGCAGUUUCCAGGACACAGCCAAGAAACAGAAGCUAAUGAGGAAAACACUUGAAGACCGCCUCAAGGUAGAGGAGAAACUUGGUACGCUGAACGUCUCAGACACCGCAGUGGGUAGCAAACAGCUAACAUUCACUUUGAAGAAGUCCGAACAACAGAAAAAGAGACAGGAAGCUGAGAAACAGCACAAGGAAGAGCGGAAAAAGCUCCGCCGCUCUGCAGGACACCUCCGGAGCAAGCCUGCCAAAGGACGGCCAUUUUAUUGAUUGUCCUAUAUGUACUACCAAUGGACGGCCAUUUUAUUGAUUGUCCUAUAUGUACUACCAAUGGACGGCCAUUUUAUUGAUUGUCCUAUAUGUACUACCAAUGGGCGGCCAUUUUGGACGGCCAUUUUAUUGAUUGUCCUAUAUGUACUACCAAUGGACUGCCAUAUAAAAAACAUUAGUUUUGUACAUUCUGCAGAGCAUAAAAUCUAUGAGCUAAAAGGGUUCUGUAUAUAACAUUAAAAUGGAGAAUUUUA
This is a messenger RNA of Pelobates fuscus (common spadefoot toad), 2420 nucleotides long. RefSeq names its product nucleolar protein 10 (gene NOL10). NCBI's taxonomy places the organism in Eukaryota, Metazoa, Chordata, Amphibia, Anura, Pelobatidae. The transcript has 21 exons. Bases 100 to 2166 code for a protein of 688 amino acids. The record is from RefSeq and is a predicted model, not a curated record. Gene Ontology annotation, biological process: maturation of SSU-rRNA from tricistronic rRNA transcript (SSU-rRNA, 5.8S rRNA, LSU-rRNA). Gene Ontology annotation, molecular function: protein binding. Gene Ontology annotation, cellular component: small-subunit processome; nucleolus; 90S preribosome.